Molecule: messenger RNA, 2787 nt
Organism: Trichosporon asahii var. asahii CBS 2479
Lineage: Eukaryota; Fungi; Basidiomycota; Tremellomycetes; Trichosporonales; Trichosporonaceae
Exons: 5
Coding region: 1-2787 (928 amino acids)
Biological process (GO): autophagy of mitochondrion; protein localization to phagophore assembly site
Cellular component (GO): phagophore assembly site; autophagosome
Source: RefSeq, a predicted model, not a curated record
AUGCCUUCGCCUCCGACCAACUCCCUCCUCAACCUCCUCAACCCAUACGGGUCGCAGCUCCCAGAGCGUGCAGACCGGCACGACGACACUGACGAGCGAGAUAACGAUAACGACCCUGACUCGCCCUCAAACCUGCUCCUGGCUGAGCUGCAGGCUUCGUCAUCGGGCCCAUCGCCGCGACGCACCCCGCGUCCGCCACCAGCCAUCCGCGAACCGUCGGGAUCGAGGCCGUCAACUGCUGCUGCUAUGGCCGACGCGAUCGGCUCCAGCAGCGACGAGGAACCACCGCGCUCGGUUGUGUACGGUGCAGGGUCGCCGGCCAAGCCGGUCGGCCUGGCCGUUGCGGCUGGUCUGAAGCCCGGGCCGCGACGAUGGGCCGACAAGUCGCGUUCACCUGGCCCGUUCAGACGGCAGCCGGACUCGGCCUCCACGUCGCCGUCGCACUCACCAACGCACUCACGACCAUCCUCACCGCCGCACUCGACAUCAACCGAGGACUCGCCGCUUGACGACGACACGCCUACCGCGGGCCGCUUCACGGGCUACAAUGACCCGCCAGAGCAACCGUUAAUCUCGGCACCUCGGUCCGGGGGACGGACGAAGCGUGGUCAGCAUGUGUACCACAGCGUCACGGCCAACCCGGAACCAGAACGGCGGAGAACAGUCACACACGUCGGCAAGCGAGGGCUGAGCGGGCAUGAGAAGGCGCUGUGGAAGUGGACGAACGUCGACGACCUCGAUCAGUUUCUCCACGAGGUGUAUCUGUACUACGAGGGCAAAGGCUUCUGGUGUAUCGCGCUGUCUGAGGUGUUGGGUCUUCUUACGACUUUCUUUGUCUUGGGCUUCUCGACCUUCCUCGUCUCUUGCAUCGAUUACUCGCGCCUCGGCCGGUUUGCGCACACGACGGGGCGGCUCGACGACGUGCUCAUUCCGCAGUGCAUUACACGGAAGACGGUGACGCAUAUUCUCUUCCUCGUCGUCAUCGCUGCUUUCCUCGUGAUCAAGCUGAUUGGCUUUGUCGCGCGCGUGCCCCGUCUCAUCGACAUGUACCGAUUCUACACAUAUCUGCUGAAGAUUGAGGACACGUUACCCUGGCCCGAGAUCGUGAAGCGUAUCGGCGAGAUUCGAAACGAGAACCCGCUCACGUCAUUGGGCAACGGCGGCGGAACGGCGCUGCAAGACUUCCUCGGCAACGAGCGUGUCAGCAAGGUCAAGCUCGACGCACACGACAUUGCGAACCGCAUUCUCCGGCGCGAGAACUACUUCAUCGCGCUGUUCAACAAGGAUGUGCUCGACUUGCGUGCACGCCUGCCCAUUCCGAAGCGGCUGGUGCACCUCAUUCCCCCGUCGCUGAUCACGCGACAGUCAGAGCUGCCCCGACAGGCGGGCGACGAGCAUGAACGCUUCUACCUGACCUUCGGCGGGAACGUGCUGACUCGCGCACUGGAGCAGAACUUGCGUUUCGUAAUCGUCUCGUACUUCUUCGACGCCCACGGCCGCGUCAAGCCAGAGAUGGUACAGGGCCGUGGCCGUAAAGACCUCGUCGGCCAGCUGCGCCGCCGUUUCCAGCAGAUGGGCGUCAUCAACGCGCUCUGUGCCCCGUUCAUCGUCGUCUAUGUGCUUGUCUACUCCUUCUUCCGCUACUUCCAGGAACUGAAGGAGCAUCCCGCGACGCUGGGAGGGAGGCAGUAUACGCUGUUCGCGCGGUACAAGUUCCGCGAGUUCAACGAGCUCCCACACCUCCUGAAUCGGAGGCUGGACGAGGGCUAUGAGGUCGCAAAGGAGUACAUUGACCAGUUCCCGAAACAGCGCACAGCGCUCGUCAUGAAGUUCGUCGCGUUCGUCGCUGGCUCGUUUGCCGCCGUCCUCAUCGCGGCAGGCAUGGUGCACCCCGAGCUCCUGUCCAAUUUUGAGCUCAGCCCACACCGCACGCUCCUGUGGUACCUCGGAGUGUUCGGAGUGAUUCUCGCGGUAGCCCGCGGCAUGAUUCCGCCCGACAACCACGCCUUCGACCCAGCCCGACACAUGCAGGAGGUAAUCCACUACACGCACUACUGCCCCGACAGCUGGCGGGGCCAGCUCCACAGCCAAGUCGUACUAGCCCAAUUCGGCGUGCUGUUCCAACUGAAGCUCAUGGUGUUCGCGCAGGAGCUCCUCGGCGUGCUCCUGACGCCGUUCAUCCUGCUCUUCUCGCUCCCGCAGUGCGCCGAGGCGCUCAUCGACUUCUUCCGCGAGAACUCGAUCCACGUCGAGGACCUCGGGUAUGUGUGCUCGUUCGCCGUGUUCGACUUCAAGCGCGACGGCAACGUUGGCGCGCCCUCUGCCGGCCAUGCGGGCCAGGCGGAACAUGUCCCGCCCGAGCGUCCAUUGAGCCGGAACAGGAAGGGCCGGCGGACCUUCACAGACGCCAAGAUGGAGCAGUCGGUGCUGCACUUCAAGCACGCGCAUCCAGACUGGCAGCCGAUGGAUCCGGGCGCGUCCCUCUUCCUCGACCGCGCCAUGGCGAAUGAGCCCCGGAGUGCAGCUCCAGGCGGGGCAGGCGGGGCACUCGGCAUAUCCGGCGUCUCGGGGCUGAGCAUGGGCGGCCGGUCCCCCGACAGCAAGUUCCACCACCACAGCAGCCUGGCGCCGAUUCCGGGCGAGGUGGGCGAGGAGGACGAGAGCGACGGCGAGGCAGAGCAGAUGGGGUGGAACCGCCAGGUCGACGUUUCCGACUCGGCGGGCAAGGAUCCGGGUCUCCUCCGCGAUGCGGGCGUCAUUCUGCGCCAGGUCCGGGACCAGUUCUGA